CCCUCCCUGCGCAUGCUCAGUCGGCGCUGCAGCGUUGGAACUUGGCAGCGGCGGCUGAGGGAGGAUGAGGAUGGCGUCGCCGGUGUCGCCUCCGAGCUCCUGAGGUGGCCCUCAUGGGGCUGGGCUCCAGCUCCGAAGUCCCCGACGGGGGCUCCGAGGGAUAUCAUGUGCACGGGGUUCAGGAAAACUCCCCUUCUCAGCAGGCUGGACUGGAGCCGUUCUUUGAUUUCAUCCUCACAAUAGGACACACCAGACUGAACAAAGAAGGGGACAUCUUAAAAGAUUUGCUGAAAGCCAAUGUUGAGAAGGCUGUGAAACUGGAGGUGUACAACAUUAAAACAAUGAAAGUGCGUGAAGUGGAGGUGGUCCCCAGCAAUAUGUGGGGAGGGCAGGGGCUCCUGGGAGCCAGCGUGAGGUUCUGUAGCUUCCAAAGAGCCAAUGAGCAUGUGUGGCAUGUGCUGGAUGUGGAACCGGCUUCCCCAGCAGCGCUGGCUGGCCUGAAGCCGCACACCGAUUAUAUUGUUGGAUCGGAUCAGAUACUGCAGGAGUCCGAAGAUUUUUUCUCAUUGAUUGAAACCCAUGAGGGGAAGCCAUUGAAACUGAUGGUCUAUAACACAGAAGCUGAUUCCUGUCGAGAGGUUUUUGUAACCCCCAAUGGAGCCUGGGGUGGAGAAGGAAGUUUAGGGUGCGGCAUUGGAUAUGGCUAUUUGCACAGAAUUCCAACACAGCCUUCUAUACCAAAGAAAAAGGCAGAAGCUGGUCCUCCUUCUCCUUUGCCCUUGGGAGACACACCUCCUGAACCACCAACCAAUGGCUAUACAGAGGCUCCUCUGUUAGCACCAAACUCCCAAAGCGAAGAACCUGCAAGCUUAGAGUACAGCCCAGAUCAAAGUGUAAAUAUGUAUUCAGUAGAAAAUUCUCUUCAGCCUCCUCCUCCUGUGCAGAGAGUCAUGGAUCCAGGUUUUAUAGAUAUGUCUGGAGCUUCUUUUCCUGAAUUAAUUGACUUAGUGAAAACAGUCAAGGUGCCUUCCUCUGCUUCUUUCAACUUGCCAGACACUGUUGCAGCAACUGAUAGCUUGGUAUCUAACAACGGAAUUGAUUCACACUUUGACCAGGCCUCUAUUCCAGUUUCAGAAGAUUCAGUAUCUUAUGCAGAGGGCUCAAGUGCUCAGCCAGAGUUGGAUACAGCGCCUUCAGUUUCUGUUUUGCCAUCCCUUCCUGUGGAUAUCUCUGUAAAUGCAACAUCUAAAGCUGAUGGUGGUGCUCAAGAAACACUUCUGCUUUUAGAUGGGACUGAGAGCCCGCAAAUGACCAAAGCUUUACAACCUGACAGUGAAGAUGAAAAGGCCAAGGAAUUGACAGAAGAAAUUGCACAGAUCUAGUGCUAAAAGUGACAGCACUUGCUAUCAGCUGUAAGGACAUUGGUAUCAGACAAUAAGGCUUUUGGUACCCAGUGACAUCUAUUGUGUUGCUAUAUUACAGUAAUACUGCAAGAAUUCAAGCUGUUUCCAGUGAUCUUGACCCAGCCUUUCAUUUUCUGAUAGGUUUUGACAUCUACAACUACUGCUCAGCAAUAACACUGAUAAUUUGACUUGGAAUAAGUUCUUUAAAAAUGCU
Messenger RNA from Podarcis raffonei (Aeolian wall lizard), 1617 nucleotides. It is a transcript of the gene GORASP1, whose product is annotated as golgi reassembly stacking protein 1. Gene Ontology annotation, cellular component: Golgi apparatus. NCBI's taxonomy places the organism in Eukaryota, Metazoa, Chordata, Lepidosauria, Squamata, Lacertidae. Gene Ontology annotation, biological process: Golgi organization. The record is from RefSeq and is a predicted model, not a curated record. Gene Ontology annotation, molecular function: protein binding. The transcript is spliced from 9 exons. The coding region runs from base 114 to 1382 and encodes 422 amino acids.